AUGAAGUCGUUCGUCGUCUUCUUGGCCGCCAUAAUGGCCACCACUUCGGCGUUGCCGUAUCAGCUGAUUCUGUUCGAUGAAACCGAUCUUCCGAUCCGCGUCGUUCGAUCGGCCUACGGGGGCGGUGGCGGAGGAGGUGAUUUUGGGGGUCUGAGUGGUAGCGCGGCCAACGCCGCUGCGCAGUCCUUCAACCAGGGUGGUGGUUUCGGAGGCUUCGGAGGAGGUGGCCACGGUGGUGGCUUCGGAGGACUUUCCGGGUCGGCGGCAUCGGCCGGAUCACAGUCCUUCACGCAGGGCGGCGGUGGUGGCCACGGAGGUGGUGGCUUCGGAGGACUUUCCGGGUCGGCGGCAAACGCCGCUUCGCAGUCGUUUUCGCAGGGCGGUGGUGAAAGCCGUGUCACUCGUCAGCUGCACGGUGGCGGAUUUGGUGCCUCCGGUUCGGCAGCAAACGCUGGAGCACAGUCGUUCAACCAGGGAGGUGGCUUCGGGCAUGGUGGCUUCCCCGGACACGGUGGUGGCUUCGGAGGAUUCUCUGGCUCGGCAGCAUCAGCCGGUAGCCAGUCGUUCACCCAGGGCGGUGGACACGGUGGAUUCGGUGGAUCGGGUUCGGCAGCUUCUGCCGGUAGCCAGUCCUUCACCCAAGGAGCCGGCGGAUUCCCCGGUGGCUUCGGUGGUGGUCUCUCCGGAUCAGCCGCCAAUGCCGGUGCUCAGUCCUUCGGAGGAUAAGCAGCUCGGCCGCGAGCAAGCAGUCCACCGCCUAACGGCGCCAGUGACUGCGAGGAUGAACGAGUAUUAACUUCAGUCGAAUGAAGCUCUUUCGACGCUCCCGUCAAAUGGCCACACGCUAAGGAUUACGUUACGAUCACGCCAGCAAACCAGUUUAAGGUGCAAUGGAAAAUAAAUGCACAGGAGCAGUGGAAAAUAAAGCCACAAAAUGUGGAAUGUAAU
This is a messenger RNA of Anopheles bellator, 948 nucleotides long. RefSeq lists its product as uncharacterized. The record is from RefSeq and is a predicted model, not a curated record. The coding region runs from base 1 to 726 and encodes 241 amino acids. The transcript is spliced from 5 exons. NCBI's taxonomy places the organism in Eukaryota, Metazoa, Arthropoda, Insecta, Diptera, Culicidae.